Molecule: messenger RNA, 859 nt
Organism: Cladocopium goreaui
Lineage: Eukaryota; Dinophyceae; Suessiales; Symbiodiniaceae
Source: the annotation of a GenBank genome assembly
UCAGGAGCAAUGCACCAUUGCGCCAUGGCGCCGUGGCACCAUGAAGCGGCGCUCCAUGGAAGUUGACUCGAGGAUGGAUGCAGCGGUGUUGGAGACCCAAGAAGCCUUGGAGGAGCUACGCAGACGAUGGGAGGCACAGCCAUUGGCCGAGGCAAUCGCUGGAUUAGACUCAAACGAGCUUUCAGCUGAAGGCUAUCGUUGGAGUCAGUCAGUGAGUCUUCACUACGUGACGCCCUCGAAAGCCGCGCAGAGUUGCAAAGCCUUGAGCCAAAACGAGAUGAGAGAUGGAUUGAAAGCGCCUAGUGCCAGCCUUUCAAUGCCUGCAACCCAUGAAGCACUGUGCAUUGCGCCAGCGCCACCCUGUGGCUAUGGUUUGUUCGCCAUGCGCCCACUGAAGCAGGGCCUACGAUUGGGCGAGUACACGGGGGAAGCACGGAGAUAUGAUCUAUGGUGCGAAGAGAUUAAGGCGCGCAAAGUCGCGCUGCGCGGCAAAGAUGAUGCUUCACCUUUUAUCGUUGAGGAGUUGUAUGCUGCCUGGGCAGGUGUUGGAAGUGGCGAAGGUGUUGUCAUAGACGCUUUUGUCAUAGACGCUUUUGCCAAGGGCAAUGCAAUGCGAUUUAUCAACUGCAGCUGCCAUCCCAACUGUUCAUUUAAGAAUGUUGGAGCGGCCUUUGAAAAACAUGGCCGCUUGCUGGUUGUCACAGCGCGUGACAUUGAAAAACAUGAGCAGCUCUCUGUGGAUUACGGUUGGUAUUUCGACCCUGCUACCUUGGUGGAAAUUCGAAGCGAGGCCACCAAGGCGUACAAUGAGGACCUGAAAAACUUGCAGGUGCCCACAGGAAACGAGGACCAUGCUUAG